AUGGGCGGCAACGCAGAUGUCUCCUCUCAAUCACCAUUGCCCAUUAUGGGCACUUGGGCGGCAACCCAACCAACAAAAACAGAUAUCUUGUGGUAUAUCCAGAAUAAACACAUUAUACAUUCACUCAUUAUCACGAUCUCUCACAUUAAGACGUACUGGCACGAGAAAUUCUUCGACAAAAGUCAACAACUUCUUCCACGAACAAUUAUUCCGGAGUGGCAAGCUGUCGCCAAAAAUAAGCGUGACUCGGUCAAUGGAUUAAUCCCUGAGAAAUGGCGCUUGGACUCGAUACCCUCAGUUACUGAACAGAAAGAUGUAACAGGCGACUACAUUCAGCAAUUUCUAUCUACUAGAGAGAUUGAGAUUACUGAGACAGACGCUGUUGGAAUAGUAGAGAAAACGAUGAGCCGUGAAUGGAAAGCAAGGGAGGUUUGUGAAGCUUUCUGUCACCGGGCAUCAUUAGCUCAUCAAUUGGUAAAUUGUUUACAUGAAAUAUUCUUUGAGGAUGCUAUCUUAGAAGCACAAAGACUGGAUGAUUAUUUUACCGAGCAUAAACAACCAAUCGGUCCACUACAUGGGCUACCAGUGAGCUUGAAAGACCAGUUUCAUGUCAAAGGUGUCGAAACAUCGAUGGGUUAUGUAGGUUGGAUCGGAACUUUUGAGGGGAAGAAAGGUACGGGAAAAGAGCGAGUGUUCGAGAGCGAAAUGGUCAAAGAAUUACGGAGUCUUGGUGCAAUUAUGUUUUGUAAAACAAGCGUUCCUCAAACUCUUUUGGCGGGUGAAACCGUUAACAAUAUAAUGGGCACGACCGAGAAUCCAAAGAACAGAUUAUUGGGACCAGGUGGAAGUUCGGGAGGUGAAGGUGCAUUGAUAGGGUUGAGGGGAAGUCCAGUAGGAUUUGGUACGGAUGUUGGAGGAAGUAUCCGGAUUCCAGCAGCUUUCAAUGGUCUUUAUGGUAUCCGUCCUUCGGCAGGUAGAAUGCCAUACGAAGGCAUGGCCAACAGUUUGGCCGGACAAAAUACUAUUUUAUCUGUUGUGGGGCCUAUUGCCACCACAGCUCGAUCUUUGAAACUGGUCAUGAAGAGCAUCCUCAGUGCUCAACCUUGGCUACAUGAUCCAUUAGUAUGUGAAAUACCAUGGCGUGAUGAACAAGAACAGAUGGUUCUUGAUAUUAUUCACUCCAAUGGAGGUGGGCAAUUGGCUUUUGGCGUCUUCAAAUGCGAUAGAGGGGUUGCUCCCCAGCCUCCCGUUGCUAGAGCCAUUGACAUUGUGGUCAAUACUGUUAAGAGACUGGGACACAAGGUCAUCGAAUGGAACCCCCCUUCUCAUCAACGAGGAUGCGCCAUAGGAAGCAAAGCAUGGUCAUUUGACGGAGGAAAAGAUGUUCACGAAGCCCUCGCACUCUCCGGCGAACCCAUGAUCCCACAAAUCCAAGACCACUUCAGCAUCCUCAAACCCCAAAUGACCGGUUUCGACAUCGCUGCCGUCAACGUCGCCAAAAGAGAAUACCAGAAAGAAUACAUGGAAUACUGGAACAGCACUGCCGAACUAACGGGGACCGGACGAGCCGUCGAUGCCGUGAUUACGCCGUUGGCUCCCAUGCCUGCGAAUCUUUCUAUGACGUUUGAUUAUAUAGCAUACUCGACAUUUGUCAAUCUUCUCGAUUAUAGCGCGGCGAUCCUACCGGUUACGACGGUGGAUAAGAGGAUUGAUGUUUUCAAUUACGAUUACGAGCCCUUGAAUGCGGAAGAUGAGAAGGUUUGGAAAUGCUAUGACCCGGAAAUCUAUGAUGGCGCGCAUGUUUCGGUGCAGAUUGUGGGGAGGAGGUUUCAGGAGGAAAAGGUCUUGGCUAUUACGGGGAUGUUGGGGGAGGCGUUAGGGAUGGAGAGAUAG
Messenger RNA from Sclerotinia borealis F-4128, 1893 nucleotides. Lineage: Eukaryota; Fungi; Ascomycota; Leotiomycetes; Helotiales; Sclerotiniaceae. The record is from the annotation of a GenBank genome assembly.